AUGGAAUAUUUCUCUGCUGAGACCAAUUCAACUGACCUACCCUCACGGCCUUGGGCUAAACCCCAAGUAAUUCUCUCCAUGGCCAUUCUCAGCCUCACUUUUUUAUUGGGAUUGCCAGGCAAUGGGCUGGUGCUGUGGGUGGCUGGCCUGAAGAUGCGGCGGACAGUGAACACGGCCUGGUUUCUCCAUCUCACUCUGGCAGACUUCCUCUGCUGCCUCUCCUUGCCCUUCUCUCUGGCUCACUUGGCUCUCCAGGGACACUGGCCCUACGGCUGGUUCCUGUGCAAGCUCAUCCCAUCCAUCAUCAUCAUCAACAUGUUUGCCAGUGUCUUCCUGCUAACUGCCAUUAGCCUGGACCGCUGUCUUGUGGUACUCAAGCCAGUCUGGUGCCAGAAUCAUCGCAAUACAGGGACAGCCUUCACUAUCUGUGGAUGCAUCUGGGUGGUGGCUUUUGUAAUGUGUAUACCUGUGUUCAUAUACCGAGAAACAUUCACUGCAGACAACCAGAAUAUGUGUGGCUACAAUUUCGGCCUCUCCAGCUCAUUAGAUUAUUCAGACUUCAUCUUUGAUCUAGAUUUACUAGAAAAUGGGUCUGUUGACGAUACGUUUGUUCAGAUGCCUGGAGAAAUGGAUGAUAGGUUAAAUCUUUCCUCUUUCCAAACAAAUGUUCAUCCUUGGACAGCCACAACUGUCCUCCCUUCUCAGACAUUUCAAAGAUCUUCGGGGGAUUCACACCGUAUGGAUUCAGCUAGAUCAUCCAGUCAACACUCGUAUUAUAACUCACUUAAACCUGCAGAUGUGGUCUCACCUACAAUCCCCAGUGCGUUUCCCAUUGAAGACCAUAGAAUUACCCCACUGGAUAACUCUGAUGCUUUUCACUCUACUGAGUUAGAGCUUUCCCCUAGUACUUCUAGCAAUUUUUUAAAUGUGUCUGAGCUAUUCCAGGAUUAUUAUUUAGGCCAGUUCACGUAUGACAAUCACGUGCCAACACCCUUGGUGGCAAUAACCAUCACUAGGCUAGUGGUGGGUUUCUUGCUGCCCUUGAUUAUCAUGGUGGCCUGUUAUAGCCUAAUCAUCUUCCAAAUGCGACGGGGCCGCUUUGCCAAGUCUCAGAGCAAAACCUUUCAAGUGGCCGUGGUGGUGGUGGCUGUCUUUCUUGUCUGCUGGACUCCGUACCACAUCAUUGGAGUCCUAUCAUUGUUUAUUAACCCAGAAACUCCAUUUGGGAGAGCUCUAUUGUCCUGGGACCACGUGUCCAUUGCUCUAGCAUCUGCCAAUAGUUGUUUCAAUCCCUUCCUUUAUGCUCUCAUGGGGAAGGAUUUUAGGAAGAAAGCCAGGCAGUCCAUCCAGGGCAUUCUGGAGGCAGCCUUCAGCGAGGAGCUCACACAUUCUACCAGCUGGACCACAAACAAGGUCUUCUCGGAAGGAAACAGUAUCAGUACAACUGUGUGA
Molecule: messenger RNA, 1452 nt
Organism: Cynocephalus volans (Philippine flying lemur)
Lineage: Eukaryota; Metazoa; Chordata; Mammalia; Dermoptera; Cynocephalidae
Gene: C3AR1
Product: complement C3a receptor 1
Exons: 1
Coding region: 1-1452 (483 amino acids)
Biological process (GO): chemotaxis; positive regulation of cytosolic calcium ion concentration; complement receptor mediated signaling pathway
Cellular component (GO): plasma membrane
Molecular function (GO): G protein-coupled receptor activity; complement component C3a receptor activity; complement component C5a receptor activity
Source: RefSeq, a predicted model, not a curated record